AUGGUGACACGUCGCAUUGUUCGAACCGGGAUUCAGCUAGGCUUACUUGCGUUGAUUAUUCUCCUUCUGCUCUUUAUCUUCGACAACAAGUUAGAGUUUUUGCCCGCUGCAAUCCAUGACCAUCUGCCUGCCCAUCACCCGGGACUUGUUGUUACUGAUGUGACUGUCACGACUUGCUCUUCCAUCAACAUUUUCUCAAGUUGUACGCUCGACCCGGUGGUAUGGCAUCGCAUCGAGAAGGACUUAUACCUGGGGACUGGCUGGACGUCGAGCGCAUAUACGCACAUACAAAGAAAAAAAGAGGAGGAUCUCCUUCCGACAGAUUCGGUUGUUAUUGACCUAAAAAUUGGUAAACUUGAUCCUGGUGCCGGUACGGAUAAGAAGUGGGAAGCAAGGCCGGCGGGUAUUUGGCUCUUGAGAACAGACCGAAGUCAUACAGGGGACCCGCAGAAGGUUAUUACUUCAUUGGAUGUCCUUUUCGGUGCCGAUGCUGCGGAUCCCCGAACGGGCUGGGAAGUGAAAGAUACGCCUCUCUUGCUGGAUACUAAAAGUGAAGCGCGUUUGUCUAUCAGACGAGGUCCACCUGCCAAGCUUGAACGGCCGCCUCCGAGAAUUCGAAAAGAUGGGAGAUUCAAGAUAAUGCAGGCGUCGGACCUGCAUUUGAGUACAGGCCUGGGAAAAUGCCGGGAGCCAAUCCCGCAUUUGAAAGAUGAGAGCAAAUGUGAAGCGGACCCUCGCACCCUGGAAUUCCUUGAAAGAAUGCUCGACGAAGAGAAACCUGACUUGGUCAUUAUAUCCGGUGACCAAGUCAACGGCGAUACUGCACCAGAUGCGGCAACUGCGAUAUUCAAACUCGCUGAUAUUUUUGUUAAGCGUCGUAUUCCGUAUGCCGCUAUCUUCGGAAACCAUGAUGAUGAGGGCAAUCUUGAUCGAUCACAGUCUAUGGCCCUCCUGCAACAAUUACCGUACUCUUUAUCAGAGCCUGGCCCAGUCGAUGUCGAUGGCGUGGGCAACUAUAUUGUCGAAGUUCUUGACCAUACUUCAUCUCACUCCGCGUUAAGCCUUUAUCUCCUCGAUACGCACAGUUACUCUCCGGAUGAGCGCAGAUACCGUGGGUACGAUUGGAUAAAACCUAACCAAAUUGAAUGGUUCAAGUCUAGCUCAGAGAGACUUCAGAAAUCCCACCGCGAAUACCGCUAUAUCCAUAUGAACUUAGCCUUCAUUCACAUUCCACUUCCAGAAUACAGAGACAGAAACAGCGUCUUCUAUGGUAAUUGGACCGAACCGUCGACAGCUCCAAGAUUUAAUUCGGGCUUUAGAGAUGCCCUCGUUAGCGAGAAUGUUGUCGUUGUAAGUUGUGGCCACGAUCAUGUAAAUGACUACUGUAUGCUAUCACGGAAUGAAUAUUCACAGCCGUCACUGUGGAUGUGCUACGCCGGUGGCGCCGGCUUUGGUGGCUAUGGUGGAUACGGUGGCUACAUCCGACGAGUCCGAUUCUUCGAUAUCAAUAUGAACUCCGCGAGAAUAAUGACCUAUAAGCGGCUUGAGUAUGGCGACACGGCAUCAAAAAUCAAUGAGAUGAUGAUUGUGGACGGUGGUAAAGUGGUCCAGUCCGAUUAGAUACUGACUUUUCAUCACCUUCUUUAUUCGUUUUAUUAUGUUUCACAUUAUAAUUGACAAAAUAAAAAAAGGCGCGGCAUGUGUAAAAAAACCGGAGGCGUUGGGAUUUUGAGGUUUCCUACGGACAGGUCUUUCAUUUUCAUUUUCUUUUCAUUUUCUUUUUGUUCUUUUUUUUAUUUCUUUAACACAAUUUGUUGUGUUCGUUUCUGCUGGGAGAUAAUAAUACGCUUGUGUAUCCUGUCCUAUCCAUGUGUCUAUAUCC
Histoplasma capsulatum G186AR is the source of this 1882-nucleotide messenger RNA. RefSeq names its product phosphatase DCR2. NCBI's taxonomy places the organism in Eukaryota, Fungi, Ascomycota, Eurotiomycetes, Onygenales, Ajellomycetaceae. The transcript has 3 exons. The record is from RefSeq and is a predicted model, not a curated record. Gene Ontology annotation, molecular function: phosphoprotein phosphatase activity. Gene Ontology annotation, cellular component: cytoplasm. Bases 1 to 1620 code for a protein of 539 amino acids.